Molecule: messenger RNA, 1199 nt
Organism: Epinephelus lanceolatus (giant grouper)
Lineage: Eukaryota; Metazoa; Chordata; Actinopteri; Perciformes; Serranidae
Source: RefSeq, a predicted model, not a curated record
AUAAUGUACUCUUUGUGUUACAGUUGCAGCCAUUGCUACGCGCAUGAACUGCGAGGUGAAAGGCCUGGAGCCGCCUGUUUGUCUGACUGAUAACAUGAUCGGUUCACCACUCGAGGGCUUUGACCUGAUCCUCCUGGGUGACAUGUUCUACGACGAGGCCCUCGCCACCAGCCUUCACAGCUGGCUGGACCUCUGCAUCAAAACCCACGGCACCAGAGUCCUGAUCGGAGAUCCGGGGAGAGCCCAGUUUGAGGAACACGGCAUCCGACGACUCCUGCGUCAGCUGGCUCAGUUUGAGCUGCCCGAGUCUGUCAGAGAGGAGAACUACAGUCUGACCUGCAGCAGUGUUUGGUGCUACCGUCCUGAACUCUGAGGACCGGAGAUGAUCCUCUGUGCCGUCCUGUUUGAAUGUGUCACAUGUACUCACCUGCAAAGGACUGUGUCAGGUGUUUGGUGAUGACUUUGCAGUUAUUUUCUGGGUCAGUCACUUGUCACUUGUUGCCUUACCAAAAACUUUCUCCUGAUAUUUACCAGGAUACCCAGGAUGCACUGAAUCAAUAUCAUAGAAUCAUUACAUGCCAAUGUUUCAUUUCCUGUACUGCUGCUAUGAAAAUAUUAAUAGAAUUUACAUAAAGAAUUGAAUAUAUUUUCUGUAUUCUUUAUUUAUUUAUUAACUAACACAAUGAAUAUUGAAGUGCCCAAAGUCACAAUUUUUUUUUUUUAUUUGGGGGCAAAAUCACAGGGCGACUUCACGAAACUCCACAUGUUCAGCUUAUGAAAAACAAAACAAAGUCUAGGAAUCAGUGGCCAAUAUGGAGCCCCCAUAUGUUCAGUAUUACAUGGACAGAUAUGUAAUUAUGAAACAAAGAAUCUCUUAAUUAAUCCCCUUCAUAUUGACUUUAGUGCUCCGCAGCAUUUGUGACUGGGUAUUCUUUGUGGGACACUCAACAGUUUUCUGCUUUUAAUUGUUUAAUUUAAAUCCCCUCCCUAAUUCCAUAAUAAACAAGCUGUUCCUUACUACACAGGAUUUGACCUCUCACUCAGUCAUGAGGCAUCAGUAGCCCUCAUUAGACUGCAGAGUCCUCUUCAAGAGGACAAUAAUGUAGUGUUAAGUGACACAAUGAAUAAACUGCAGUGAGUCCUCCUAUGAACAGAAACCAGUUUUCUGAAAAUAAUAAAAAGCUUGUGUUCUCGCACCA